Dimorphilus gyrociliatus is the source of this 4879-nucleotide messenger RNA. NCBI's taxonomy places the organism in Eukaryota, Metazoa, Annelida, Polychaeta, Dinophilidae. The record is from the annotation of a GenBank genome assembly.
GUUUUCAUCAAAACCGUCGUCCAUCUUGUCAAGAAAAGCGGCCUGAGAACUUGUCAACAUGAAAAUGGGCUGGCAACCUGAAGAAAACGGCCUGCAGCAAAUUUUACAGUUGUUAAGAGAAUCCCACCAUCCAGACACAUCUAUUCAACGUGGUAUUCAACAGGUAAGUUUAUUCGACUUAUGUGGAAAAAUACAUUUUUAAAUUAUAGUCAUCCGGCACGUGGUAAAAAAAUGUAAAAGUCUUCAUUCUAACAGAAAUUGGAAGAGUUGAGCCAAUAUCCAGACUUUAACAAUUAUCUAGUAUUCGUUCUCACAAAAUUAAGAAAUGAAGACGAAUCAACAAGGUCAUUAUCUGGUCUAAUAUUGAAGAACACUGUCAGAGUCAACUAUGAGUCUUUACCUCCUCAAGUCAUAAACUUCAUUAAGACAGAGAGUCUUAACAGUAUUGGAGAUCCUUCACCUCUUAUUAGAGCAACCAUAGGUAUCCUUGUUACGACUAUGGCUACUAAAGGUGGCAUAGACAAUUGGCCGGAAGUAUUACCUACAUUGGCUAAUGCUUUGGACUCUGAAGACUACAAUGUUUGUGAAGGAUCUUUUGGAGCUUUACAAAAAAUCUGUGAGGAUUGUGGCGAAUCAUUGGACACAGGUCCACAAGGUCCAUUGGAUGUUCUUAUACCUAAAUUCCUGCAAUUUUUCAAGCAUCAAUCGCCUACAAUCAGAUCACAUGCAAUUUCAUGUGUCAAUCAAUUUAUUGUAUGUAGAACCCAAGCUCUCAUGACUCACAUCGACUCUUUUAUUGAAAAUCUCUUCUUUUUGGCUUCGGACGAGGAUGCAGACGUUCGAAAGAAUGUGUGUCGCGCACUUGUAAUGUUAGUUGAGGUACGAAUGGACAGAUUGAUCCCUCACAUAUCAUCUAUUGUCGAAUAUAUGCUUCUGAGAACUCAAGAUAGAGAUGAUGGUGUUGCCCUAGAAGCUUGUGAAUUUUGGCUAUCCUUGGCAGAACAAGCUCCAGUAUGCCGAGAAUUACUUGCUCCAUAUAUGGAAAAGCUUGUCCCUGUACUUAUAAGAGGUAUGAAGUAUUCUGAAUUUGAUAUUGCUCUUUUAAAGGGUGAUGUUGAUGAUGAUGCUUCUAUUCCUGACCGAGAAGAGGAUAUUCGACCCAGAUUUCAUAGGUCGAAGACUCAUAAGGCACAAGAUGACGAUGAUGAUGAAGAAGGGGAUGAUGAAGACGACGAUGAUACGAUGAGCGACUGGAAUUUAAGAAAAUGUUCCGCUGCUGGGUUGGAUGUGUUAGCAAAUGUUUUCGGAGACUCAAUUUUGGCAAUACUGUUACCUAUUCUAAAUGAAACAUUAUUUCAUUCAGAUUGGGUUGUAAAAGAAUCUGGAAUUUUAGUUCUUGGAGCAGUUGCCGAAGGAUGUCAUGCUGGAAUGACUCAACACUUACCACAACUAGUCCCCUAUUUGAUUGAAAGAUUACAAGACUCAAAACCUCUGGUUCGAUCUAUAACCUGUUGGACUCUAUCUAGAUAUGCUCAUUGGGUUGUUCAACAACCCCAACAUGUUUACCUUAAACCAUUAAUGGAAGAACUACUUAAAAGAAUACUGGACUCGAACAAAAAAGUUCAAGAAGCAGCAUGCAGCGCUUUUGCAACCCUUGAGGAAGAGGCUUGCACCGAACUCGUUCCCUAUCUAGGUUUCAUUCUGGAAACCCUAGUAAGAGCAUUUGGAAAAUAUCAGCAUAAGAAUUUAUUAAUUCUAUACGAUGCAAUUGGUACGUUGGCUGACUCUGUAGGUGGUCACCUAAACAAAGAAGAAUAUAUAAACUUGUUAAUGCCACCACUGAUCGAAAAAUGGAAUGUUUUGAAGGACGAGGACAAGGAUCUUUUCCCCUUGUUAGAGUGUUUGUCGAGUGUUGCCACCGCACUUCAAAAUGGCUUCUUACCUUACUGUGAACCAGUAUAUGGCAGAUGCAUAAAUCUAGUUGAAAAAACCCUUCAACAAUGUAUAGCAAACCAGCAUGAUCCUCAGAACUAUGAUCUACCAGAUAAAGAUUUUAUGAUAGUUGCUUUGGAUCUCCUCUCUGGUUUAGCUGAAGGAUUACACAUACAUAUUGAGAAAUUAGUCGCUAAUUCUCAUAUUCUUAAACUUCUAUUUCAAUGCAUGCAAGAUCCAAUGCCUGAAGUUAGACAGAGCUCAUUCGCUCUACUGGGUGACCUGACUAAAGCGUGCUUUCAGCACGUGAAACCUUUUAUUGGGAAUUUUAUGCCAAUUCUUGGAAGUAACUUAAAUCCGGAAUAUAUUUCGGUCUGCAACAAUGCAACUUGGGCAAUAGGAGAGAUUUCUAUUAAAAUGGAAAAUGAUAUUCAACCUUUUGUACCCAUUGUUCUCCCUCAUCUUGUCCAAAUUAUUAACAGACCGAACACUCCAAAAACACUUUUAGAAAAUACAGCAAUUACAAUUGGUCGUUUGGGUCUUGUUUGUCCGGAAGAAGUAGCACCAUCCUUACAACAUUUUAUAAGACAAUGGUGCACUUCUCUCCGUAAUAUUCGAGAUAAUGACGAGAAAGACUCAGCUUUCCGUGGAAUGUGCAACAUGAUUAAUGUCAACGCAGCCGGAAUUGUUCACGAUUUUAUCUUCUUUUGCGAUGCUGUUGCCAGUUGGACCCAUCCCAAGGACGAUUUGAAGGAAAUGUUUCAUAAAAUUUUACACGGCUUCAAAAAUCAAGUGGGUGAGGAUAAUUGGAAAAAGUUUAGCGAACAAUUUCCAGCUCCUCUAAGAGAAAGAUUGAGUGUAAGUUAUAAUGUCUGAAUUAGUGAAAAAUAUUUGUCUAUUUUUCUACGUAUUCUAUAGCUUUGAUUGUUUGCAUAUUUGUUCACAAUAUUGUAUUCCGCGUGUAGGCUUCUCGUAAAGAGUAAAUUCCAGUAAGUCAGAUUAAGAGACGAUUAAGAUAACGAAAACGAGAUUCGGGGUUGGUUAAUAACAAAGGGGAACGUCCGUUUUCGUUUAGGAAAGUAGGAAUUUAAGAGAUUAAAUUGUUAUUAAAUUUUUUUUGUUAAACUGUUAACUGCACAAAAAACGUAGGUUUAAACUAAACUUAAGUAGUGAGAUUAAAUUUUCUAGGUAUUUUUAUACAAUUGAAACUGACGAGAAUAAUCAUUAUGAUGCAAGGUCAUUUUCUUUUCCUUUUAAAACAAAGUAAAACUUCUAGUUAUAAAAUUCGAUUUGGAAUUUAUACUAACGUCAACUGAUACUUUCAAGGAAAAAGCUAAAUCAUCUUUUAAUUAAAUACACAAGAUUUUUAAACAAAAUUAAAAUCUUAAAUUUUUUCACAAGAAUUCUAAAAAGUAGCUCAACAGACGUACUGAAAACAAAAAAAAUUCGAUUCAUGAAAAUUGAUUUGAGGCAUGUUAAAUUAUGAAGAACUAACUGCCAUGAUGAUUACUUCGCCGUCAGUUCAAAGUUCUUAACUAAAUCUGAAAACUUUUAGGAGUAGGGAAGAUUAUAUAAUUUAAGCAAGAUAAUUCUUAGGCGGGGAUUAACACUGUGUUAUCUAUAUGUUAUGUGGGAAACUGGCCUGCUGUUAGCUUGCUUACGGGCUUUUAAUUUUCGUGUGUUAUCUCAUUGUUCUUCCUGUCUCUGACCGGUGUGUAACUUCGUGCCGCGUUAAUCGUUAAAUUUUUAGUGCGCCAAUGACUUAAAAUGGAAGUCUCGUUCUAAAAUAAGUGACUUCUGACGAUUAUUUGGGCAGUGUCAAUAUGUAUGUUCAAAUAAAACGAUGUAUAAGUAGGUAACAACCUGCUUAACAGAGAAUUCCAUAGUCAUUAUCUAUAGCGCUUUGUGAUGUUUUUUAUUAAAUAUUUUUUGUGGUGCUACAUAUAGGAGUAAUUAAGCCAGUGAUUCUUUUAUCGUGACGAUGUAAAAAUUUGUCAACGAGGUGUAAGCAAUACGACUUGUCAAAUGUGUUUUUGUACGUAUGCAGGACAUAACGUGCGUCUUCUUGUCUUAAAAUUUAUAUCUGUUUCAAAAUGAAAGUAUGUACAACGGGAUAUAGUAUGUGUUCCAUGCUAAUCUAUAAAUGUUAUUAAAUCGUAACAUACCAUGUCAUACAAGUAUAUCAUGUAAUUCUUAUGUUGAUUCUCAGAUAUUAAGGUGUACUCUGACAUUUAACCUUAAUAUCAGCAACGUUGAGCACAUGUAUUCUGUAUUAAAAACUAUGCAUUCGUUCGUCUUCUGCAUGUUAGGUAAAUUUAUUUGUGAUAAAAUUGUGCUUGUUUUUCUUUCAUACUUGUGGUGUUCGUUACGGCAUUUUCCAGUCUUGUAAAACAAAAAAGUGUACUUGAACUAUAAAGUUGCGUUUUUUCAGCGGGUUUAUCUUUGUCAUGCAGGUCUUUAACGUGGGUGGGUAGCGUGCUCAAGAGGGUUGGGAAAAGGGUCGGGUAGGGAUAAUAAAGCCAUUAAUUAAAUUACGAAUUAUAAGUACAGUAUGUGUAGGUAUUUCUCAUUUUUUGCUACUUUUCUGCAUGUUGAUCCACGUUGUAGGAAGAUUAAUUCUUCUUGUUACGUUCUUGUGAUAACACGUGACUACUUUGCAGUGUUGUGUAAUGCUUAAGAUAUUCGUUUGGUGAAAAAUAAACUGUCAUCUUUUCCGAUGUACCUUUUUGGCUUGUCUAUAUGCACGUAUAUAUGUUAUACUGUAUAUAUACAGUAUAUAUACUUAUAAUAUAUAUUAUACCUAUAUAUACUAAUAAGCAUGUUCAGUAAGAUUACUUAAGAGAACUGUUAGUUCAAUGCAAAACAAAUAGAUGGUAUUCGGUAUUGUUCUGAUAAUACAUAUUGUUAUAAAAUUAAAUAUACUACUUGGAGUUAUGAGUUUAAAUCA